UCCUUUUACUCAUUUUUGUUCACGACCGUCGAGCAGACCCAGCGGUGGAGAGAGAGGAGUCAAGUGAGGAGAAAAACCGAGAAGGGUCCAACACCGAGGAACAAAAACACACCGAUCUGGACUAGUCCGCGAAGCCCCCCGCGUGUUUGACUCUGGUUUGCCCCAUCAUUGUUGCUUUGAUAACAGGAGUCCAGGAUGGCGAUGCAAAUGGGAGAGAUGGACGGUGGCAUGGCCAAGGUGGCAGAGUGGCAGCAGACGAUCUAUACACACGACUCAGGCAUCCAGUCCGGAGCCACGUCGAUUAGAGAGGACGACAGGGAUUACACCACCGGGCAAUACACCAUGACCACCACUAUGACAUCAGGAGAGCCCGACUUGGAUGCUCAGUACACAAUGACCAGAGCCCAGCGAGUGAGAGCUGCAAUGUUUCCCGAGACACUGGAGUCGAGCACGACCAUCCUGUCAACUCAGACGGAUCCAGGUCAGAUGACCAACGUCCAGCGACUGGCCGAGCCCUCUCAGAUGCUCAAAACGGCCAUCAUCCAUCUGAUCAACUACCAGGACGAUGCCGAGUUAGCCACACGCGCCGUGCCCGAGCUCACAAAACUGCUCAACGACGAAGAUCAGGUGGUGGUUAGCAAGGCCGCGCAGAUCGUCAACCAGCUCACACGCAAGGAGGCGUCUCGGCACGCGCUGAUGCAGUCUCCCCAGAUGGUGGCGGCCGUGGUGCGGGCCAUGCAGAACACCAGCGACAUGGAGACGGCACGGGCCACCGCCAGCAUCCUCCACAACCUGUCCCACCAGAGGGAGGGCCUGCUCGCCAUCUUCAAGUCGGGGGGGAUUCCCGCGCUCGUCCGGAUGCUCAGCUCGCCCAUGGAGUCGGUCCUCUUCUACGCCAUCACCACGCUCCACAACCUGCUGCUGCACCAGGAGGGAGCCAAGAUGGCUGUUCGUCUGGCAGACGGACUGCAGAGGAUGGUCCCCCUCCUUAAGAAGACCAACCCCAAGUUUCUGGCCAUUACCACAGACUGUUUGCAGCUGCUGUCAUAUGGAAACCAAGAGAGCAAGCUGAUCAUUCUUGCCAACGGGGGUCCUGAGGGGCUUGUUAGCAUCAUGAGGAACUACAAUUACGAGAAGCUGCUGUGGACCACAAGCCGUGUGCUCAAAGUCCUUUCUGUGUGCCCCAGCAACAAACCAGCCAUUGUUGAAGCAGGUGGGAUGCAGGCUCUGGGUAAACACCUAACGGGCACCACCCAGCGUCUGAUGCAGAACUGCCUGUGGACACUCAGAAACCUGUCCGAUGCUGCCACCAAGCAGGAGGGAGUGGACAGCCUGCUGCAGGUGCUGGUGAACCUGUUGAGCUCCGACGACAUCAACAUGCUGACCUGCGCCACAGGCAUCUUGUCUAACCUAACGUGCAACAAUGCCCACAAUAAAUCUUUGGUCACCGAAAGCAACGGCGUGGAGUCACUAAUCAACGCCAUAUUGCGUGCUGGGGAGAAGGAGGAUGUCACUGAACCUGCUGUUUGCGCUCUGCGACAUCUGACCUCGCGCCACCAGCUUUCUGACAUUGCUCAGAACGCGGUCAGGACAUCCUACGGCAUCCCCGCCAUUGUCAAGCUGCUUAAUCAGCCCUACCACUGGCCAGUCAUCAAGGCUGCAGUUGGCCUCAUCCGUAACUUGGCUCUGUGCUGGGAGAACCAGGCCCCUCUGAGAGAUUCAGGAGUCAUCCCUCGUCUGGCCAACCUGCUAGUGAGAGCACACCAGGACGCCCAGAAACACGGCUCAUCCAACCAGCACGCGUACCAGGAUGGAGUUAGGAUGGAAGAGAUUGUGGAAGGUACCACAGGAGCGUUCCAUAUCCUGGCCAGAGAUCCCAUCAGCAGAGUAGAGAUCACCAACCUCGACACAGUUCCCCUUAUCGUCCAGCUUCUGUACUCUCCAGCGGAAAACAUGAAGCGUGCUGCAGCAGGUCUGCUCUGUGAGCUGGCUCUGGAUAAGCAGUCAGCUGAGAAAAUUGAUGCCGAGGGAGCAUCCGCUCCGUUGAUGGAGUUGCUUCAUUCCAAUAACGAGGGCAUUGCAACUUACGCUGCAGCUGUGCUGUUCCGCAUCUCCGAAGACAAGACAUCAGACUACAAGAAGCGAGUUUCAGUGGAGCUCACGCACUCUCUGUUCAAACAUGACCCUGCCACCUGGGAGAGGGCUCAUAACACAAUCCCCAAGGAAGGGCUUUAUCCAGAUGAGAUAGAUGCUGGUAUGCAGGGCUAUGGAGGCUACGGUGACAUGCCCCUAGACGACAUGAUGGAUGGAAAUAUGAUGCCUGCUGACUAUCCACCCGGCAUGGUGUACGACAGGCAGUACCCUGAACAAUAUUAAUGUGGACAUGGAAGAAGAUGGGAAAGAGGAAGCAGACAGGCGAAAGUGGACUGCAGCUGGAUAAAGAAAAGGAGAAUAUAGUCACAUGUAGACAUCAUUCCCUCUGCUCCCCCACCUGAUGUAAAAUAUGCAAGUAUCACAGAGUAUGGGACUUAUAAUCUUAACAGGGCUCAAUUUAUGUUUUAUAGAAUAAUUUUGCUGGUUAUAAUAAUGACGUUGAUGAUGCUUGUAGGUUUCUGUUAGAGAACCUUUCAGAGUGUGUUCAUGUGAGUACGUGUGUUUAUGCUUCUGGGUGGGUAUUCUAUGCCAAAGAGAUUUUAUUUUCUGAUGAUAAUCAUGUAGCUUCCUUUUUUUUUUUUCUUCUUUUUUUUUCUUUUGAAAUAAGAAAAAGAAACAAAACAAGAAUAAUAUUUGAAAACACUGCCGGAGGUGAUUCAACAUGCACGGUGCACCUACUCAAUGCUCCAGUUUAUUGCCUUUUUAACAGACACCACUGUCUUGGCGCUAGUGUAGUUUUGGCACUAUGUACUGGCGUCCUUCCCCCGCUGUGCAGCAGGAGUGGACGUGUUCACGGGAGCAGUGCAUGACUGCUCCCCACUCAUUGAAUCAGCUGAUGUGCGUUCCUCGGAGAGAGGGGGGGGGGGGUGAGCCAAGACCGUUGUUUAUUUUUAUGAUUCGUGCUCAUCUUUUAGAAGUUAUUUUACUUGGAGACAUUCACCUUACCUGUUAGAAUAUUAAAGGGGGCGUCUAUCAUUUUAAAGUCAAUUUUAAAGAGAGGAUCGUAUGUGAUUGUAGAUAAAAAAAAAAAAAAAACAACUUGCUUCAAUCAGACUUGCACAUUUGUGCACGUGAGAGAGUACAGUCUGGAUGGCCCUUCAGCUGCAGAAAACUACUGACAGGGACAUUUGUCUUUCUAUUUCAUAAGAGUUUUUACUGAAAUUUUGUUUAAUAAAAAUAAAGGAUAUAUUAAACAUG
Messenger RNA from Cololabis saira (Pacific saury), 3351 nucleotides. RefSeq names its product junction plakoglobin-like. Gene Ontology annotation, biological process: cell adhesion; positive regulation of transcription by RNA polymerase II. Gene Ontology annotation, cellular component: adherens junction; catenin complex. The transcript has 16 exons. The record is from RefSeq and is a predicted model, not a curated record. Gene Ontology annotation, molecular function: protein phosphatase binding; alpha-catenin binding; cadherin binding. Lineage: Eukaryota; Metazoa; Chordata; Actinopteri; Beloniformes; Belonidae. Bases 196 to 2376 code for a protein of 726 amino acids.